GCAGAGUGGCAGUGCAUUCUUCUCAUCACAGGCUAGCAAGCUCGACUGAUCAUCUGAAAUGGCUCGCAAGAAUCUCCUUCUGCUUGGUGUCUUCCUAUCUGCUCUGCUUUUCUUCUUCCUGGAUGUAGCUCACGCAAGAGAGCUCGCUGAAGCCAGUGAAUCUGAGGGGAAGAAUGUGAAGCCAACAGGUAGGUCAGGGGUCGAGGAUCAGAAGUGGGGCGGUGCUCAUGGAGGAGGAUAUGGAUAUGGCGGCGGGUAUGGUGGAGGAGGAUAUGGUCAUCCUGGGUAUGGUGGUGGCUAUGGUGGUGGAUAUGGCCACCCUGGAUAUGGCGGUGGCUACGGAGGUGGAUACGGCCAAGGAUAUGGCUGUGGGUAUGGUCAUCCUGGUCACAGUGGAGGAUAUGGUGGUGGUUACGGAGGUGGUUAUGGUGGAGGAUACGGUGGUGGGGGUGGCUACGGUGGUGGUGGAGGUUAUGGAGGAGGACAUGGUGGUGGUUGGCCUUAAUAGGUAUUCGAGUCAUCUAAGUACAACUGUUAAAUAAGUCAAUUAUGACAAACUUGUUUGAGUAUGCAUGCUGCUAGUAGGAACAUUGUAUAGUAGCAAGAAACUAGAAGAGCAUCAUGUUUGGUCUCUUCUUAUAUAUGUAUGUUCCUUCCAACAUGUAUUCUGGCUUUAAGCAUAAUAAUAUGGUAUAUCUGAAAAUAUUUAUAUCUCUCA
Molecule: messenger RNA, 718 nt
Organism: Oryza sativa Japonica Group (Japanese rice)
Lineage: Eukaryota; Viridiplantae; Streptophyta; Magnoliopsida; Poales; Poaceae
Product: glycine-rich cell wall structural protein
Source: RefSeq, a predicted model, not a curated record